Aureobasidium musti is the source of this 396-nucleotide messenger RNA. Lineage: Eukaryota; Fungi; Ascomycota; Dothideomycetes; Dothideales; Saccotheciaceae. The record is from the annotation of a GenBank genome assembly.
AUGUCGGAAAUGAAGAAGAUCUUUACCUCCAACUCUAUGGCUCAGAUCCAAUCCAUACUCAACAAACAAUAUCAAGGUUCUUCCAAACUAACAGCUCAACAGAGCCAAGCAGUCCAAGUCGGCAACCACAUCUUCGUGUCGGGCCAAAUCCCCGCCGACAAGAACGGCAACCUGGUUGAAGGCAGCAUCGCCGACAAGACAAAGGCAUCCUGUGAAGGCAUGAAGGCCAUUCUCGAAGAAGCAGGUAGCAGCAUUGACAAAGUGAUCAAGGACUUUGCAGAGAUGAACGGCAUGUACGAAAAGUACUUUUCACACAAGCCUGCUCGCAGCUGUGUUGCUGUCAAGGAGCUCCCCAAGGGUGUUCCUGUCGAGAUUGAGGCCAUUGCUCUUGCGUAA